UAGUUAAUUGGUGGGGUCCACGUUUCUGUUUUGUUUGUGUCCGAAUUGGAGUGUUGGGUUUCACCAUACCAAUUUGUCAACUGAUGAAUGGCUAUGGCCGCUGCGGCAGAGCCAUUACUUGUACCUACUCCUCCUCCGCCGCCGCCGCCCCGGCGACACUAUGAUGAUGAUGAUGAUGAUAUCUCUAAUUCCCACCACCACUACGGCAGUGAAGACGACGUUGAAGACCCCUUCCCUAAUUCUCCACCUCCUCAAUCGUCCUCCUCUUCCUGGUCCCGGAAGAAAAUGAAGCGGUGCAAUACGGCACCGGCCAUGGCUGUGAUGAAAGAUUUCCGCACUCAUCACUCCGCCGACGACCCCAAUUAUCUCCGCCAAUCGGAUUCCUCUUACCUCCUCCGACAAGCCGCUGUUUUACUGAUCGUGUAUCUCUCCCUGGGAGUAGUUAUUUAUUCAUUCAACCGAGAUCACUUCUCCGGCAUCGAGACUCAUCCUGUGGUGGACGCCCUUUACUUCUGCAUAGUCACCAUGUGUACCAUCGGCUACGGAGACAUCGCCCCAGUCACCCCCAUCGCUAAAGUGUUUGCCUGUGUUUUUGUGCUCGUGGGUUUUGGGUUCAUAGACAUUCUUCUGAGUGGGGUUGUCAAUAACGUGCUUGACAUGCAGGAAAACAUGAUCCUUGCCGGGAUUGAGGCGGGGCCGCCCCCGAGGCCGCAAAAUAGACAGAAGAAUCAUCAUGAGGAGGAGGAGCACCACCACCACCACCCAAGAAGAUUCUUUGCUAGGAAUUACAUAAUUGACGUGGCCAAGGGAAGGAUGAGGAUAAGACUUAAGGUAGGUUUGGCACUUGGGGUUGUUGUGAUGUGUAUUGGGAUGGGGUUUCUUUUUCUAUACUUUGUGGAGGAUCUGGAUGUGCUGGAUUCUGUGUAUUUAUCUGUUAUGUCAGUUACAACUGUGGGUUAUGGGGACACAGCUUUCAAGACUCUUACAGGGAGAUUGUUUGCAUCUGUGUGGCUGUUGUUUUCAACACUAGCUGUGGCUAGGGCUUUUCUGUAUCUGGCUGAAGCAAGGAUCGACAAGAGGCACCGCAAGAUUACUAAUUGGGUUUUGCAUAGGGAUAUUACCGUCGAGGACUUGCUUGCUGCUGACACAAACCACAAUGGCUUUAUAAGUAAGUCAGAAUAUGUGAUAUACAAGCUGAAGGAGAUGGGGAAGAUAAAGGAAACGGAUAUACUGCAGAUAUGCAAUCAGUUCAACAAGCUUGACCCCAAUAACUCUGGCAAGAUUACACUUCCUCACCUCUUCGACAAUCAUUUAUAGCUAUUGCUUCGAUAUUCCCAUUUUUAUUUUAUUCAUCUGUAGUUCAUUCUUGUUCGUUUUAGCAUACUAGUACUCGUAAUAGAUACAUACAUACAUGUUCGUCCCACUGUACAGGUAAACCAUUUCUGUAUAUAUACUAUGUCUUUUAUUCUGGGGAGAAGAAUGACAUACAUACAUACACACAUACAUUGUAAUUGUGAACUGAGGACAAUCUUGUUGAAAGAAUUAUAUAUAUAUUGUGGUUA
This is a messenger RNA of Erythranthe guttata (spotted monkey flower), 1562 nucleotides long. It is a transcript of the gene KCO5, whose product is annotated as Ca2+ activated outward rectifying K+ channel 5. Gene Ontology annotation, biological process: stabilization of membrane potential; potassium ion transmembrane transport. NCBI's taxonomy places the organism in Eukaryota, Viridiplantae, Streptophyta, Magnoliopsida, Lamiales, Phrymaceae. Gene Ontology annotation, molecular function: outward rectifier potassium channel activity; potassium ion leak channel activity; calcium ion binding. The record is from RefSeq and is a predicted model, not a curated record. Gene Ontology annotation, cellular component: plasma membrane; plant-type vacuole membrane.